CCGGAAGCAGAGCGUAGAGGAAGCGGAAACAGCCGGAAGUGGAGGACGCUGGAAACAGCAUAUUUACACUUAUUUGUUUUCCUGGACAGCAGUUACAUUUCUUCGAGUGCAUCAACAGUAGCCGUCAGAAUGCCGCUGCCCGUGCAAGUCUUCAACUUCCAGGGAUCUGUGGAACCCAUGCAGAUUGAUGCAGAUCCUCAAGAAGACCAGCAAAAUGCUCAAGAUAUCAACUACAUAGUGGAGAACCCGACUCUGGAUCUGGAGCAGCAUGCGACCAGCUACAGUGGAUUAAUGCGAAUCGAGAGGCUGCAGUUCAUCGCUGAGCACUGUCCCCAGCUCAGAGUGGAGGCCCUGAAGAUGGCGCUCACCUUCGUGCAGAGGACCUUUAACGUUGAUGCUUAUGAGGAGAUCCAUCGCAAACUGACGGAGGCCACACGGGAUCUGCAGGACGUACCCGACACGGUGCCGGAUGGCGGAGCGGCUCCUCCUCCGCUGGACUCUGCCUGGGCAGAAUCUACCAGGAAAAAGGCUCUGCUGAAGCUGGAAAAGCUGGACACGGACCUGAAGAACUACAAAGGCAACUCCAUUAAAGAAAGCAUCAGGAGGGGCCACGAUGAUCUGGGGGAUCAUUAUCUGGACUGCGGGGACCUCAGCAAUGCUCUGAAAUGCUACUCCCGGGCCAGAGAUUAUUGCACCAGUGCUAAGCACGUCAUCAACAUGUGCCUAAACGUCAUAAAGGUGAGUGUUUACCUUCAGAACUGGUCACACGUGCUGAGCUACGUGAACAAGGCGGAGUCCACCCCAGAGAUCGCAGAGCAACGAGGAGAACGAGACGGUCAGAACCAAGCCGUCCUCACCAAGUUAAAGUGUGCAGCAGGACUGGCUGAGUUGGCCUCGCGGAAAUACAAGCCGGCGGCCAAAUGCUUCCUCCAGGCGUCCUUCGACCACUGCGACUGUCCAGAGUUUGUGUUUCUGCAGCUGCUGUCGCCCAGCAACGUUGCCGUGUACGGCGGCCUGUGCGCCUUGGCCACCUUCGACCGGCAGGAGCUGCAGAGGAACGUCAUCUCCAGCAGCUCAUUUAAGUUAUUCCUGGAGUUGGAACCUCAGAUUCGGGACAUCAUUUUCAAGUUCUAUGAAUCCAAAUAUGCUUCCUGUCUGAAGUUGCUGGAUGACAUGAAGGAUAACCUGCUGUUGGACAUGUACCUGGCCCCCCACAUCAAGAUCCUCUACAGUCAGAUCAGGAACAGAGCUCUGAUUCAGUACUUCAGCCCGUACGUGUCUGCAGACAUGACCAAGAUGGCGCAGGCCUUCAACACCACCGUGGCGGCUCUGGAGGACGAGCUCACCCAGCUCAUCCUGGAGGGUCUGGUCAACGCUCGCAUCGACUCUCACAGCAAGAUCCUGUAUGCCAGAGACGUGGACCAGCGGAGCACCACCUUUGAGAAGUCCCUCCACAUGGGCAAAGAGUUUCAGAGACGGGCCAAGGCCAUGAUUCUGCGUGCUGCGGUGCUGAGGAACCAGAUCCAUGUCAAGUCCCCCCCCCGGGAGGGAAGCCAGGGGGAGUUGACUCCAGCCAACAGCCAAACCAGGAUGAGCACCAACAUGUGAGGAAGGACGCCGGAUCCCUGCGGUCACCACACCUCACCGCAAAGAUGUCUGACCCCAGGAGACUGCUCAAGUUUGGUGUUUGUUGGUUAGAUUGUCAUGUGACGCGGUGCAGAGAUCAGACCCUUCACAAUAAAAGCUGAGCAUGAGCUGCAGAUGUGCUGCUGCUGUUCAAACUCUUGUCCACUGAGGUUUCAAAAUAAAACUACAACUGCUGCACACCAA
Molecule: messenger RNA, 1830 nt
Organism: Oryzias latipes (Japanese medaka)
Lineage: Eukaryota; Metazoa; Chordata; Actinopteri; Beloniformes; Adrianichthyidae
Gene: gps1
Product: G protein pathway suppressor 1
Cellular component (GO): COP9 signalosome
Source: RefSeq, a predicted model, not a curated record